Hydatigera taeniaeformis is the source of this 717-nucleotide messenger RNA. Lineage: Eukaryota; Metazoa; Platyhelminthes; Cestoda; Cyclophyllidea; Taeniidae. The record is from the annotation of a GenBank genome assembly.
AUGGUUGAGGCUCCAAGCCGUCUAAAGAUGGGACAAUUCGUGCUGCAUACAAGACAGUGCAGAGUCGGAAAUGAAUACAUCCUCUACAGUGGAUUCGCUUUUCUCUGUCUCCCCGCUUUUAUCAUCCUCCUAUUCUAUCUUGGACUCUCCUUCGGCGUGUGUGGAGAUCGUCCACACGAGGAGGCCAGUUUCUGCAAUCGCGGAGUUGGUGCUAACCUACUCUUGUCAGGAGUCGUCUUCACUUUUCUACUGUCAAGUCUAUUGAUGUUGGUCUGCACCGGGAUAUUCUUGUCCGGAGGACUGGUGCAGACAGAAGUUUGUCGUUAUGCUACGCACCGCUACCCUGCAGGACCAGCGGUGCUUGAUGACGCGUUAGAGGUGUUUGUGGAACACCAACUUAGACAGGGUGCAGAAUUUCCAUCAUAUCUCUUGCGGACGAAUCCCAACAUCUCGCAUCAUCUUAAAAACGUUGCCAGUGCUAGACCAUUCAGUGUCCUCCUAACACACUGUGCCAAUGAGAGCUUUGUCGAUUCCCUUGGUGAUGAGGUGGUUGGAAUGAUGGUGUCUGACACGGUAAGAUAUGGCCUCGUUCCAUCUAAUUUACCCCUUACUUUUCUGCUAAUUUGCCUAGGGAAGUUCAAUGUACCAUCCUCCCUUGGGAACCUGUCUUUCAUGUUGAAAGGCCACAUGAUUAACUCAUGUAGCCCGGUAAAGUAA